This is a messenger RNA of Cervus elaphus (red deer), 7072 nucleotides long. RefSeq names its product zinc finger protein 248 (gene ZNF248). The transcript has 5 exons. The record is from RefSeq and is a predicted model, not a curated record. The coding region runs from base 1026 to 2768 and encodes 580 amino acids. Lineage: Eukaryota; Metazoa; Chordata; Mammalia; Artiodactyla; Cervidae. Gene Ontology annotation, biological process: regulation of DNA-templated transcription.
CCAGCCCCUCGUGGGAAACAAUCCCUGGCCUCCAGGUCCACGGGCGAGGGAGCUGCGGGUGAGCCCCGGAGGGUGGGGGCAAGGGCCGAGCGGGCUCCGCGCGGCUGGGAGAACCGGCCGAGGCAGCGGUGUCGGGUGGUGGGUUGGAGCCCCGCGAACACUGCGAGACCGCGGGAGUCUACAGCAUCUGCAGAACUGAAGGGACGGCAGGCGAGGGCGCUUCUGCCUUAAGGGGCCAGAGUUCCGUGUGAGAACGUGGCCUCUCAGGCUCACUCGGUCUGCAGGUGUUCCGCCCCUCAGCGGAGCGGGAGGCGCUGUCCUGUGGCCGCGGGUGGGAGUGCGCGUGCGUGAAGUGUGCGCUGGGCCCACGGGGUUGGGGGGCGGGUAGGAGGUGCGGGGAAGAGCGAUUGCGCCUGUGCGACUUGUUUUUGCGCACUUCACGUAGUGACGUAUGCGUCUCUCCUGCGCCGGGCUUACGGGGAGCCGGGAGGCUGUAGGAGACCAUUGUCUCCCGCAGGGCCCAGAAAUAAAUGAAUUUCCUGGACCAAAUUGCCGCCUAGAGACUUAGUUUUCUUAUCUGUAAAAUGCAGACCUCUAGAGUGCUUGCCUCUUUGGGUUGUUUUGAGCGCCCACGUUUUGUCAGCUGCUGUUGCGUUUGUUCUGUAUAGGCAGCUGGAGCUUGGACCCCUCAGUUAAGUCGUUUGUGAAAUGGAUUGGAAGGGUCUGGAUCACCUAGCCACCAAAGCCUUUUCUUGGCUCUGUUAACAUUACUCGGAUCCUAAGUUUUUAUUUGUUAUAUCUUUAUUUGUUAUUUGUUGUAUAUAAUCAUGACACGGUGUCCUGAAGCCAUCGAAGGCUGUGUGAUGGUGGAAGGUCUGGGACAAAUUUAAGAAGAGAGAGGGAUCGAACCCCGGUCUCCAGCAUUCUUUACGGACUGAGCCACCAGGGAAGCCCGGGAAUAAAUCAGUAAGAAGCAAAUGUUUACAUUCACUCAGUGACAAGUAUAAGGUCUAAGGUCAACAUAAAUGGGAGCCACACAUGAGCAGGAGCAAGUGUCAUUCAAAGAUGUUUGUGUGGACUUCACCCAGGAAGAGUGGUACCUGCUGGAUCCUGCUCAGAAAAUAUUAUACAGAGACGUGAUCCUAGAAAAUUAUAGCCACCUUGUCUCAGUAGGGAAUUGCACUACUAAGCCUGAAGUGGUCUUCAAGAUUGAGCAAGGAGAAGAGCCUUGGAUACUAGAGGAAAGAUGCCCAAAACAGUGCCGCUCAGAAGACUGGAAAGUUGAUGACCUAAUAGAGAGCACCCAGGAAAAUCAAGAUGAACAUUUUUGGCAACUUGCUUUCACCAGCAACAAAAUAUUAAGUACAGAUAGUGGUGACAGAGUAAGGAAAACUUUAAAUCUAGGUACAGACUCCAUUCCUUCAAGCAAUUUUCUAUAUAAAAUAUGUGACUCAUGUGAAUUGAGUUUGAAAAAUAUUUCAGGCUUAAUUAUUAACAGAAAGAACUAUUCUAGAAAGAAGCCUGAUGAGUUUAAUGUAUAUGAGAAAUUGCUCCUUGAUAUUGGACAUGACAAAACUCCUCCUGGAGGGAAAUCUUAUAAAUAUAAUCAACAAAAGAAUGUCCUCAAUCAUGGACAGGAUCUCACUCAGUCCAUUUUUGACCAGCCUUUUGAGUAUAAUGAAAAUAGAAGAGGCAACCAUGAAGAGGCAACCUUUUUCACAAAUAAGAAAGUUCAGAUAGGAGAGGCACAUUGUAAAUAUAAUGAAUGUGGAAGAACCUUCAUCCAAAGUUUGAAGCUCAAUUUAUCUCAGAGAACUCAUUUUGAAAUGGAACCAUGUGAAUGCAGCAUUUGUGGUAAGUCCUUCUAUAUGGAUUUAAGAUUGGGACAUCAGAGAGCUCUUACGGGAGACAAUCCUUAUGAAUAUAAUGAAUAUGGGCAAAUUUUCUGUGACAAUUCAACUUUCGUUAUCCAUCAGGGAACUUACACAAGAAAGAUUCCCCAGGAAUAUAAAGUCAGUCACAAAACAUGGGAAAAGUCAGCUCUCUUUAAACAUCAGAUAGUAAACAUGGGAGAAAAACCUUAUGAGCACAAUGAAAACGGAAAUACUUCCAACAAGAAGUCACAUCUCACCCAACUUCGAAGAGCUCACUCAGGAGAAAAAACCUUUGAGUGUGGUGAAUGUGGGAAGACAUUCUGGGAGAAGUCAAACCUCACUCAGCAUCAGAGAACACACACAGGAGAGAAACCCUAUGAAUGUACUGAAUGUGGGAAAUCCUUUUGUCAGAAACCACAUCUUACCAACCAUCAGCGAACACAUACAGGAGAAAAACCCUAUGAGUGUAAGCAGUGUGGGAAAACAUUCUGUGUGAAGUCAAACCUCACCGAACAUCAGAGAACACACACAGGGGAGAAACCCUAUGAAUGUAAUGCAUGUGGAAAAUCCUUCUGCCACAGGUCAGCCCUAACUGUUCAUCAGAGAACACACACAGGAGAGAAACCCUUUAUAUGUAAUGAAUGUGGAAAAUCCUUCUGUGUGAAAUCAAACCUCAUUGUACAUCAAAGAACUCACACAGGAGAGAAACCAUACAAAUGUAAUGAAUGUGGGAAAACGUUCUGUGAGAAAUCAGCUCUCACUAAACAUCAGAGGACUCACACAGGGGAGAAACCCUAUGAGUGUAAUGGAUGUGGGAAAACCUUUAGUCAGAGGUCAGUACUCACUAAACAUCAGAGAAUUCACACAAGGGUGAAAGCUCUUUCAGCAUCCUGAACAUUCAGAAGGCUUCAUCCACUCUUUGAAAUUUGUUAUACAGGUUUUUAAAAUGAGAUGAAUGGAACCCAAAGAAUAUCACAAAUUCCUUUAGAGAGUGAGAUUUUGUUGUAGUUCAGAUAAUUAGUACUAGAAUAAAACCUUAUUCGUGCUUUGAAUAUGUAAAAGCUUUCCAAAAAAAGUAAAACUUUUCAUCAGAAAAUUUAUAUUGAAGGGAAAUUCAUUUACAUAAUAUGGUGGAAAAAAACACCUUUGUCUAGAAUUUAUGUUGUGUAGUGCCAUAUUCUGGAUGUGAUACAAAAAUUUUAUUGUUAAUAUAAUGGGUGAUACUCAUUUGCAGUCAUAUUCACAUUGGAAUCUGAAGUUUAAAGAAGUUAAAUGACAAGAGCAUUAAACAUUUAUGUGAAGAGUCCUUAAUGUUUGGAGGCCUUUUGUGGGUAUGAUAAUAUCAUAGAAAUUUGAGGUAUUCUUGAUUUGUAUAUUAGAGCCUAACAUGCUUAUGAAGAGAAAAUCUAAACCCUUCAUUAACUGUUAAUAGUCUGUAUUAGCAUUUCCCCCACUAGAUACCAUCAAUGUCUUAGGUUGUAAUAGUUAUGUGUAUAUAUAUAUAUAUAUAAAUGUAUUUAUACAUGCUUACCAAUACACAGUGAUGUGCUACAGUAAGCUUAUACUAACUUGCAAGCACUGCUGAUAAAUUUUCAGGAAUUUUAUGAGCCAGUUGUUAAACACAGUCAUUAUUUUAAAAUUAAAAUAUUAAUUUACAGUUAAAUAACAUUAAAAAAACAAAGGUAAUACAUACUCAACACUCAUUAUUUCCUAAAUAUUUCACAGUGUUUUGCUAUUAUCUUUGUUCUUAGGUUAUCUGUAUUGUUAAAUCAGCAUGGUGAAUACUAUAUAAUGAUGUAGUACUAUACAUCUGUGACCAGCACUAUACAUCAGUGCCAUCGUGUUGGUAGUGUGGCAUUAGUGGGAGUAUUUACACCAUGAUAAUUGACAAACUCUACAAAUUAGGAUUUUUGUUUUCUCAGAGGAUCUGCUGUCAAAUAUUUACAGUGGUACAUCACUGUGUAUAUAUGAAAAUACGUUUGGCAAAUUUAAAAUACUAGCCACAUACCCCUUCUCCCAUUUCCAUAGAUAAAUGGCUGUGUCCAUUACUGCUGAAUGGCCUCUUCAAAAAAGAAGCCAAAAUAUGUUUUUUGUGAGGUUUUUAACUACCUAUGCAUCAAUCCUAUUUUCAGUAUUAUCAGAGACUCUCUGUAAUGUGGCCAGUAUAUGCUCUUUUACUACCUAUUGCUUACUUUUCUUCUGACUUUGCUGGCAUAUGCGAAUGAGUAUGGCCAUUAUUACUGAGCUUCCACUUCCAUAAAAAGGCCAAACAAUAUUUUCCUGAGGUUAUUCAGCUGCCUUGGGUCAGUCAAUAAUGUGAAUGCUAUUAGUAACAAUGAUAAUUGCAUAAAUUUUGCAAAGGUUAACAUCAGUUAUGAACAGUAAUGCUCACAGUAUUCAGCAAAUAAAAAGUAGUGUUGUAUAAUGAAAUGCUUCUGUCCUAUUCUUGGUGCUUUAUUGCUGUAUCUAUUUGGGCGUGAUGUGUGUAACCCAAGUUGUAUGUAACUCAGGAAUUAUGUAUUUGUAUUUAAUUUAAUAGAAGGUAAUAUACUAUCUCUCUCUCCUUUGUCCUACUGUUUUCUUUGCUUCUUUGGAAAACACUGAUAAGCAGUUCCAAGAAACGCUGCCCACCAAAUAGCCAUUCCCUACUUCCUCCUUGUUGGGCCACGUUUUGUCUUUUUGUCCAUCCUUUUCCCAGGUGAUUUAGGGGUAAAUCCACAUUAGUCUAAGCUAAUCAUGAAUAUUCUGUUCUAGUGAUUUUGUUGGGAUGGACAGGUGAAUAGUGAGAUAUUUGGAAAAUAUUCUUGGUGCUUUGGGGAAAGAACUCAGUGAUAAAAUAUUGUCAUGACAUGAGAAGAGAUUAUGUCUCUUCUGCUGGACUUUUUCAUGGCUGUAUGUUAUACUAGAUUAUAGUUGUGGCCUGGAUGGGCAAGAGCCUGAAGAGAACAGUACCCAAGAUGGGAAAAACCUGACUCAGAGGUGCGGUCACUGAAUUGCACAACCCUUUCUGGACCUGCUAUCUACUAGGAGUUUGUAUUACUGGGGCAAAAGAGGCUUCUUGUUUAUUCUUGGAGAUGUCUGUUAUUUAGCACUGAAGGCAUUCACCUGAUUCAAAUGAAUUCUUUUCUAAUAGAAGUGUUAAUGUUCUAUACAGCAGUUUUAGAGAUGAAUUAUUUCCUUUGACAAAUUAAUAUAGGGAGGGCUGUUUGUAUUAGCCAUGUAUCUAGUGAAAAACAGAAUUCUGAUCCAACUAAGAAGACUUUCAUGGCAGACUUACUACAGUGGUUUGGCCAGAAACAAGGGAUAUUGAAGCACCUAGAGAUUAGUGUCCCCGGGAGGCCAUUACCAUUCUAAGUCCAUAAGGGCAAAGGAUGAAAGCAGGUGUUAACCAGAGCCCAGUAAGACCUGCUGCUCUUGUGGAGGAGGGGCCGUCUCAUAGGAGAUAUUGUCAUCUCCAAAAUUAUGGACCACAUUCCUGGAACCCAAUCAGAUGCCAUCUGCAGGUGAGCCCACAUGGGCACAGAGAAAGUAGGGGGAAGGUCUGGGUGGAGCUAUUGUUGAAUAGCCAGCACAGUGUUCUUUAUUCCUGUAAAUUCCUAUAUAAUGGCCUAGUAUUAGAAAUAAAAUUAUUCUUCUAGUUGAAAGUUAAGUAUUUCUGCUUCAUUGUGCUUUUAUGUUGUCAUAAGUAAAUUCCUUUUGGAACUGAGCUCUGUGGCAGGUACGUCUCUCGUUUGAUAUAUGUGAAGCAGACAUGUUAACUUGAUUAUUCAUAUAACCUCACAUGAUGUUUCUUGUCAUAUGUGGUGUGAGGUUAGCAGCUCUGUGUUCUUCCAAAUAAAUAGCAAGUCCUCUCUGCACUGUUUGAUUAAUUCGUUCUUUUUCUUGUUGGCUUGAUAUGACCACUGGGGUAACUGGUUACCUCUCUAGGUAGCAUAAUAAGAGUAGAUGUUUAACUCUCAUAUUAUAAUAAGUACAUUUUAUGGGAUUUUUAAUUGAAAUAUAAUAUUUUGACAGUAUUUCUGACUGGUAAAAUUCAAAUGCCCAUAAAAUAAGACUCUGGUAUCUUUAUAUGUAGAUAGAUAAGGUUAAGAAAGUGAAAGUAUUAGUUGCUCAGUGUGUCUGACUCUUUGUGACCCUAUGGACUGUAGCCCACCAGGCUCCUCUGUCCAUGAAAUUCUCCAGGCAAGAAUAUUAGCGUGGGUAGCCAUUCCCUUCUCCAGGGAAUCUUCCUGACCCAGAGAUUGAACCUGAGUCUCCUGCAUUGCAGGCAGAUUCUUUACUGUCUGCUCCCUAGGGGAGCCCAUAUAUGUGUUAAUUACAUGGCAAAAGGCCCAGGAUAUAUGCUGCCCAUGCUGUGAGAAGAGGGCAUACAUACUCUUUGGAGUGUAACAGAAGAGUGUUCUUCAGUCUCUACAUGCACUCUUCUGUUACACUCCAAAGAGUAUGUAUGCCCUCUUCUCACAGUAUGGGCCCUGGCAUAAUCAGCAUAGUCCUAGGAAAGCUUAGGAAAUUCCAGUACCCCAUGGGCACAAAUCAUUGCUGCCAUACUUCACCAAGUUCUUCCAUUUUAAGAAAUAUAAUUAAAGACUGACAAGAGCAGAGCUUGUCGUCACUAGGGGCUUCAAGGAAUUCUGAAAACCCUCUUUAUUCUCUAAGGACUUGAGCCUCUUUUGAGGGGUUAGACAACUGAGAACUUUUGGCCUGUGUGUUAUUGAAAGUAAGUUCAGGAUAAGACCAUCUCUUUUACAUAGGGAUAACCUCCCCUAUUUUGUAGAUGAGGAUUCUGAGCCCAGAGAGCAUCAACCAUUCCAUACUCUAGACUCCAAACAUGUUCAGGGUGGCAUGAAAAAUAUUAAACCUCACUUCUCCACCUCCCCAAGUAUCUGAGGGGAACCUGCUCUCAAACAGUGUGUGUCCAAGAGUAGACACCAGUUCCUCAUUGUCUGGAAGACAAGCCUGAGUGUGAAAGGAGGGGCAGGCUGGGAAAGGGGAGACUUAGUUCCUCAGACAAAAGGGAGGGAUUUGAGAUUAUGUACUUAAAGCUUAUGUAGUGGCUACUGCAACUCAUACAUUCUUCUAGUAAUAUAACCUAUUCUUGUGUACAUGGAGUUGGCAUUUACCUCAGAUGAUAUCAUCUCUUCCUGACCCCAUGUCUGUAUUCAUCCAGGAAUAAUCCUUUGUUAAAAAUAAGGCAAUGA